Molecule: messenger RNA, 1562 nt
Organism: Ipomoea nil (Japanese morning glory)
Lineage: Eukaryota; Viridiplantae; Streptophyta; Magnoliopsida; Solanales; Convolvulaceae
Product: beta-amyrin 28-oxidase-like
Exons: 4
Coding region: 67-1509 (480 amino acids)
Biological process (GO): sterol metabolic process
Molecular function (GO): monooxygenase activity; iron ion binding; heme binding
Source: RefSeq, a predicted model, not a curated record
CACACCUCUCAUUACUCUUCUUCACUGUCACUUCACUUGUGCAUGUGAGCAUCAAGAACAGUAAAUAUGGAGGCAUUUUUCCUUUAUUAUUCAGUGUUUUUCGCAACAAUAAUUGUCAUUCCCAUAUUUGUCAUCUUCUUUGCUCGUAAACCAACCUCUAACAAACAACACCUCCCGCCUGGCUCUAACGGGUGGCCAAUACUCGGAGAGACUAUGAACAUGGCAAUGUCCGGUCCCGAGAGGUACAUCGUGGACAGAAUGAAUAAGCACUCCUCGGAGGUGUUCAAGACGUCGUUACUGGGGGAGAAAAUGGUCGUAUUCUGCAGCGCCGCCGCGAACAAGUUCUUGUUCGCAAACGAGGGGAAGUUGGUGUCCUUCUGGUGGCCGCGCUCCAUCACGAAGCCGCUAAUCUGCCCGUCCGACGAGAAGGACCCGGAGAAGAAGCUGGCCCUGAUGAACCACGCCUUCGUCCACGAGAUCCUCCGCCCGGAGCAUCUCAAGCAGUACAUCCCGGUGAUGGACGCCCUGGCUCGCAAGCACGUGACGGCGGACUGGGCGCCGUUCCACCACGUCAAAGCCUACGACUUGUCCAAGAAGUACACUUUCGCCCUCGGCUGCAAGCUUCUCGUCAGCGUCGAAGACCCCGACCACGUCAAAAAGCUGUCGGACCGCUACGUCAUGGUGACUUCCGGCAUGUUCUCCGUGCCGGUAGAUUUUCCGGGGACGGCGUAUCACCGGGCGCUGAAGGGCGGGAGAAUGGUCUGCGAAGAGAUUCUGAAGAUCAUCGCGGCAAGGAGAAAGGAAGCGAUGGAGAACAGGGACGAUGAGCGAGGAUACCGUGAUUUAUUGUCUCGGCUGAUGAGCGCCACUGAUGAAAACGGCAAGUUUUUGAGCGACACAGACAUAUGUAACAACCUUGUUGGUCUGCUCGUUGCCAGCUACGAUACUACAAGCGCGGCGCUUUCCUUCACCAUCAAGUUUCUUGCUGAGCUUCCACAUAUCUAUGACAAGGUGUAUAAAGAGCAAAUGGAGAUCGCAAAGAGCAAAGGUCCAAAUGAGUUGCUGAACUGGGAAGACAUUCAAAAGAUGAAAUACACAUGGUGCGUUGCAUGCGAAGCAUUACGGCUAGUGCCACCAGGCCUCGGAGCUUUUAGGGAGGCUUUGACUGAUUUCACCUAUGCUGGGUUUACCAUUCCCAAAGGAUGGAAGAUAUUUUGGAGUGUAUUUGCCACAAACAAGAAUUCCAAGUACUAUUCGGACCCAGAAAAGUUUGAUCCGUCGAGAUUUGAAGGAAGUGGACCUCCGCCUUUCUCAUUCGUCCCUUUCGGUGGAGGGCCUAGAAUGUGUCCGGGAAGAGAGUAUGGAAGGCUAGAACUGCUGGUGUUCAUUCACAACUUGGUCACCAAAUUCAAGUUGGAGAAAUUGGUUCCAGAUGAGAAGAUCAUUUACCAUGCAUCACCGGUGCCAACUCAUGGAAUUCCCGUUCGCCUUCUUCCCCGUCACAAUUGAGCUCAAACAAUCAAAACAAAUCCAUAUAUUAUACUAUAUAUAGUGUUUUUAAA